Folsomia candida is the source of this 8808-nucleotide messenger RNA. RefSeq names its product protein turtle. Gene Ontology annotation, molecular function: protein binding. NCBI's taxonomy places the organism in Eukaryota, Metazoa, Arthropoda, Collembola, Entomobryomorpha, Isotomidae. The coding region runs from base 2850 to 6965 and encodes 1371 amino acids. The transcript is spliced from 37 exons. The record is from RefSeq and is a predicted model, not a curated record. Gene Ontology annotation, biological process: cell-cell adhesion.
UCAGUCAGUCUGGCAGAGUUCUUGGAGCAGUGCUGUGUGGUGCAAGAGAGAGAGAGAGCGAGAGAGUUGCCUCUGGCUUGCCUUUCGACAGCAGCGUUGGUCGCGGUCACGUUAUUGUUGAGUUGGGAAGAAUUUCCUGGACCCAUAUUAAAAUCCUGAAUAUUUCAAACAUCAAAUUUGUUCAGCAGCUCUCAUGGAUUUGAGCGGAAUAUAAUAUUGUCCCGAUAAAAUAAGGAAACAACAAUCAUUAUUAAAAAGUUUAUGAAAAUUGGGGAAGCAUUCGUGCUCCUUUUCAUCCACUUUCCUUACGGAACCUUUUACAAUUGUUCUGCUGUGCCAUAUUAAAAAUUAAAAAGGGAAUUUCCGGCAGAACAAUAAACCCGGAAAUAUAAAUAUCGGGAGGGAAAUUACAAUUGGGUUCGGAUUUUUGGAGGGGAAGGUCUCUCCAUGAGUAAAAGAAGGAAAGGGUCGUUAAACGCGAGACUGCUUUACUACACAGCAAGAACCUACUUUAUAGGAAACCGUUUGGGUUGCUUGGUGCCUGGACGACUUUGAGUUGGUUCGCACGAAGAAGACAUGGGAAGAAGACGACCAGAAUAAUACCACCUGAAUACUGAAUGGUUUGUGCUCGUGGUGGUACUGCCACCAAAACCCUCCAUCCGACCGAAUAGUGAACAACGUACUGGCUGGAGCCGUGAAACAGUUUUGCUAAAACCCGAGUGUUGUAUCAUGAAAGGCUCAGUUCCCUGGUUCCAAGCCACCCUUAUGGAUCUCUCGCAGCACAACUUGUCAAAGUUGCUUCCUACUUCCUCCUCUUCCUCCUCGUGCCCGCAUUUCGGUGAAUUUUAAUAUUUCAUUCCCACAGAAGGAGCCAAUCUUCACCCUGCUGACACACAUACAGUUCGAUAGUCGAGUUCCUUGUGCAGUCCCGCACGGCAACUUUGCAGUGUGGAAGUUGGACAAAAUGCUGGGAAAGUGAUGUAAAACCCAGCAUCUGGAUGAAACUCGGAUUCAUCCUUGGUCAUAGUGCACGAGAGGUUCUAAUAAAUCGAGGUCUCAACUUUCUCAAUCCAUCCAAUCUACUCACGUUCCGAGGUGGAUAACUAAAUACUCUGCUGUGAGAAACUAGUGUGUGAAUGAAGCUGAAAAUUUAGCAUUCACUUUUCUCUGGUGAAUGAAAUUUUGUUAAGUCGACUCGUUUUUUAGCCAGGUGACGGGCAUACAUAUACGCGUUGUAUAUGGCAUAAUAAUACAGUGGUUGGUGUGUCGCGUCAAUUGUGGAACAAUGACAAAUAAGUGAUUGAGUGAAAGUGGACAUUAGAUUUCGCACCAUGAUACAGUUAUCAAUUACUUUGAGCAGUUAGCCAAUGGUGGACAAAAACGAGAGGACAAAGAAACCGCAAAAGAAUCUCUGGCCGUGUGGGUUGCAAAUUGCUGCAUAAACCCGUCCGAGUGAGUGGCAAGUGAAAAGAAUUGGACUCGAUUGGGCAGUGUCACACCGAACAAAGAAUCUUGGCAAAGAAAGACAAAAACCAGGACUCGCUCUUUGUGGAAAUUGGGCUAAAUUAGUGACAACGCUGACAAGUCCGGAAUACAUUUGCUUUGUGUCUUCUUCACAAUACGUGGGAAUGGGAUGAAAUUAAGAACAAAUGGACACAACCACACAGACAUGUGUAUCACCGGAAAAUGCCAUCACGCUACAGGAAUUAUAGGGUCGCCUUUAAACCACAGUUGAUUGAGAUUAUAUGUACUGCUCCUAAAAUAUAAUUAGGAACACAGUAAUUGCAUGAUAGAGUAACUAACGUGGUGUGUGAUGUAUAUCUCCGCAAUUCCGCACUAAAUAACAUGAGAAAUUAACGAGAUUGAAAUUGAAUCUCCUAAUGUCAUUAAACCAUUGAUCAGUUGCUACACUUAUGUACUCACAUUUACCUAAUAAAUGUAACAGUACUACUACACACAACUGUAUUACUGGGAACUCGCAUGUUUUCUAACUAAAGGAAAUACUUCUCCCACAGCCAAUUACCGUAUCAUCAAGAACCUGUGAGAAACGAAAGCAAAACUGGAUCUACUAUGUAUAUCUAACUACAAGUUCCUGUUUCAGUAAAUUAUUGCAUCGCCAGCCAACCAGGAGAACAAUUACACGACACUGACAUUAAAUACGAAGACAUAGUAAAGGAUUGAACCGAUUUAAGAAUUUAGGAUCUCAGCCAUUAUAAUCGCUACACAUUAUUAUAUGCAUCACUUAUGCAUGGAGACGUUUUGAUUUUUUGAGCUCUACUAUCCUCCUGUCUGUUUACAGUGUUGGAAUCAAUAAUUGUUGCCAGUGCGUCUUGUGUGUGUAAGAGAGAGAGUGAAGUGUUGUAAUUCAUAACUUGCGUGCAUUUUGCAGCUUCAUUCUUAUUCACGACACGAGGAGUGAAGUGGGAGGAUAAACUUUGCAGACUGGGUCAGAAUCUCAGUGUCACCAGAGCCAACGAUGAUCCCAUCCGACCCGGCCCACCUACCAUCAUCGCAAGUGAAUUUUUAAGGGAACAACAUUAUUAGUGUGCCACAUUAUUUUCCCCUCCAAGAAAAGAAGGAAGGACAGACUCUUGCAGUGUCAGCGAGCGAGGACCUACUUGCUUUCUCCAUUUGAGUGAAGUUAACAAAUAAUAACUUUCCCUUUCAUAUCCACGCCAAUUGAAAAGUGCAUUGAUAAAAUUGGCGUCGUGCCUACAUUUUGAAAAUACUAUCAAUUUUCUGGACCUUGGAAUAUUAAAUAUAUGAUGGAGGCCUACCAAAUGUGGGGAAAGCAAGGCGGGCCAACUAAUUCGCUAUUUGGUCGAUGAAUCCAUCCACGGCCGUCGGCAAUGGUUCUCUGGAAAGGUCGACUUUUACCUCUCCUUUUCCCUCUUCGGAAAAAUGGUCGCCUACGACUAAUGCUGAAUCCAGUCCUCGUAGCGGUAGUUCUGCUCUGCAGUCUUGAAGACUGUUGUGUUUGUGACACAGGUUGCUGUGAGUCCAACUCAGAGGACACGCUGGGCUCCGUGUAUGGCAGCCUGGUCGCCGGAAAUGGUGGGGGGAGCAAUGGGGACGAUUGGGCUCCCUUCGGUAUUCCUCCAGAUGCAGAGUACAUCACCGCCAUGAUUGGAGAAAGCAUCGUUUUCAACUGCCACGUCGAAUUUCCAGACAACUAUCCAGUUCCCUACAUUGUGCAGUGGGACAAAAAGGGAGUGGAUAUUCCCAUCCACAUAUGGUACGAUGGCUAUCCAACCCACAGUGGCGAAGGGUAUGAGGGCCGAGUGGCUCGUGUGAACCCAAACAGUUCCUAUGGUCUGGCUUCGCUCAAUCUCACAACCAUCAGAGAAUCGGACCGUGGGUGGUACAAUUGCAAAGUGUACUUUCUCAACCGGAGUCCACCCCCUUCCAACAACAAGAAUGUCACGGGAAGUUGGUACCAUUUGGACGUGCAUGCGCCUCCUCGCUUCGUUCACACCUCGGAUGACACUGUGUAUACUAAAAUCGGGAAAAACAUUAUUCUUCACUGCCGAGCUGAAGGCACACCACCACCAGAAAUUGUUUGGUAUAAGGACUCCGACCCGGUCCAGCCAUCGGUUACAAUAUCGAUCGUAAACGAGGGCACUGAACUCCGAAUAUCGCAGAUUAAAAAUUCAGAUGUUUCGGAUUAUUUGUGCCUUGCACGCAACCAAGAGGGGAGGAUCCACCACACCAUUCGAGUACUUAUUGCAGGAUCUGCCGUAAUCAUUACUCCUCCGAAUAACAUGACAAAAGUGGACGGGGAGAAGGCAAUCUUUCCAUGCGAGUGGAGAGCCAAUCCGAGCAACAGUACGGUAAUUUGGUAUCGAGAUGGAAUUCCAACACGACAGAUCUCAUCUUUGGAGUCUCGCAUCGAGACGCCAUCCGAAGGAAGUCUUAUUAUCAGUCCCGUGCACAUGGACGAUUCCGGCUUUUAUGAAUGCAGAGUCUCAAAUGGGAUUGGAGAGACCCAAAGUGCCGUUGCCUACCUAAAUGUCGAGUACGCAGCUCAAGUGACGUACACCCCAACCGUGCAGUACCUGCCUCAUCGUCUCUCUGGUGUUGUAAGAUGCUACAUCCAGGCUAAUCCCCCAAUCCAGUUCGUAAUGUGGACAAGGGACAAACAUCUUUUGGAGCCGUACGAAACGGAUGGAUUUGCAGUAAUGUCCAAUGGAUCACUGCUUAUCGAUCGGGUGAAAGAGUCACAUCAAGGAAUGUACACGUGCACCCCGUACAAUGUUCACGGCACAAAAGGAUCUUCGCUUCCAAUGCAAGUUAUCGUUAAGGAGCCUCCAAAAUUUGAAAUUACGCCGGACCCACUCUAUCAGAGAAAGCUUGGUUCUUCUUUAGAAAUUCCAUGUACAGCCAUCGCCCCAAAUGGUACAACUAGCCCACUCAUUACUUGGCAAAGGAAAGAUGGUCAGCCUUUGCCAAGAGAUCGGGUACGCGUAGUGGAAGGUAGCUUAAUGCUGGACAAUCUACAUCAAACUGAUUACGGGGAAUAUGAAUGUGUGGCAUCAAAUGAAGUUGCGACCCUAUUGACCUCCACAAAAGUCAUUGUGGAAGGUACAAGACCACACGCUCCAUUUAAUAUUAGUGCCACCAGCGCAGUGUUCACUGUUACUCUUAAUUGGUUGCCCGGAUAUAGCGGUGGUCCAGACUUUAGACAAAAUUACGUAGUCUGGUACCGUCUUUUGGGUGAAAGCAAAUGGGAAACCGUUCCAGUUACUCCACCCGGAAGCACGAGAAUUACAAUCCGAAACCUUUCUCCAGGAAAGACAUACCAAUUUCAAAUCAUUGGAAAUAAUGAGCUUGGUGAAGGUCAUCCUAGUGAAAUUGUUAACGUUACUACCAAAGGUGUAGACACCAUUCUUAAUACAACUACAGAACCUCCUAAACCAGUGGUAAAUGGUCCUGUGGUACCAAAUACCAAAAGUCCAAUGACAAGUCCUAUCUCUGGCCCAAAGCCUGGAGCCCCCCACAAUUUAACGAUACUGGAAACCCCAGAAACGUUUUCAGUCGUUGUAAUGUGGGCCCCACCAGCAGAUAUGCAUGUUGCUGUAGCAUACUAUCAAAUCCAAUAUAGAUCCGGCGAUGUACCACAAUGGAAAACGCUCAAUAAAGAUAAAAUUAUUCCACCGGUAUCUUCAUAUACCGUUAAAACUCGUCGUUUUAAAGAAGGAGAAACUUAUGUGUUUCGCGUUGUUGCUUUCACAGCAACGAGUGAAGCGUCAAAUAGCGAAGAAAUUAGCCAUAAGAUUCAGCCUAAGGAUACACAACGUGCAAUUAUGGCUGGCCUUGUUGGAGGCAUCCUGUUUUUUAUAGUUGCCAUCAUUUUAGCUGUGUGUGCUGUAAAGAUAUGCAAUAGAAGAAAGCGACGGAAACAGGAGAAAGCCUACAAUAUGGUUGCCUGUCGCUUAACUGAUGCACGAAAUGGAGGCCAAAUCCCAGCACAACCCCAAGUCCCACCAAAAACGAAUGGAGUCGGCCCAGCACGCGAUGUGACUUUGUUGCUGAAGAGAGCGUACCGAUGGGUGGGCCGAGGAGUGGGCCUGUCCAUUAUUCGCACAAUUCGCCUGUUGGAUCCCCCCUACAUUUUAAGCAGAUCGACGUCCCGAGGGAUAUCGAUGUCCCGCCCCCAAUCCAUCAGCAGCAUCACACUCUCCCUGGACGACACAGGUCGCCCCCACGUCACCCAACGUCACCACUACUCGCCAUCGAUAUUGCAACAUGGACUCAAAACGUCUAGGGUAGUUCUUCCUUGGGGUAAAGGCUCAAUUAUUCUCCCAGAUGUAGUCGACGAGUCAAGUUCAGAUGACGGGGGGUUUUUAGCACCCCGUCCCCUUAGGUAUUUUCCCAGAUCCACUUCCCGAAGAUACAACCUUCUUCCGGGAAGUUUUGUUCCUUCCUCUUCCGUCAUUCGACCGGAGCUACUAAUUCCAAGACCCUUUGCAAGCUCUCCACUGCCAAGCCGGUCCAGUAGCUACUUUGGACCCACCACUACCGCUGAUCUCACCACUUUAAGUUCCGUCUCGCGGUUUCCCGUACUAGUCCAAAUCCACCAUGAUCCCACUGGAUCCCACCAGCCCCCUUAUUUUUGGAAAACUGCCACAACUGGUCGCUUUCACCCUCAACACCUCCCAGGGGACCCUACACCCCCACCUUGGGAGGCUGAGAGGAUACGAGAUAAUUUAGCUAGGGAUUUAGAAUAUUUAGAGCGUCAAGUGCCACCAUUUCUCCGGCGUCCUUCUCACCCAUCUCUCACUACUGGCCAAGAACUAUCGUCCUCUGGUCAUUUGGAGAAAAGCAGUUCGAGUUCAAGGUUCCAAGGGUUCCAAGAUCGAUCCACAUCGUCAGGAUUUCAAAGUGCCAGUAAAACUACAUCAACUCUUCCGUCUGGAGGGACUGGCAGUAGUGGGGUGGGCACAGGUCUGGGAUCUGGUGGCUCGGGCGGUGAAAUUAUGCUCAGACCGGGGAUGCUCCCAUCUUCUCCAUUAAGAGAUGAGAGCCUUCACCACAUGAUUGACAUAUUUUCCGGACAAAUGAUUCCUCAAGUACCAAUUAGAACGCUUCCCCCCAGAACUUAUGAAAAUUGGCCUCGUAGAGAGUCAACACCCCCAAUUUACACCAUGGCUCGUUCCCCUUCUUUCGAUAUUGAUGAGGCAACAAGAGGGGUUACAGUGACUGUGCCAGUGUCUGAAGCUUCGCCUGGUCAGAGAACAUUAAUGGACAUGAGUGUAGACGAUCCUUAUGAGUUUGACCCAGUGAUUCCGGACACUUCGCCAGAAAUUGCAUACCCACAACCUUCCUCCACAGCUUCCACCUCUCGGUUUAAAAGAGGCCGAGAUCGAGAACAAGACAUGGACAUGGAACGGAGGGUUGCUGCCAUGAAAGAAGAGUUUUUCGAGUACCGACGACGUCAAAAGAAGCGCAUGGAAAGCGAGUGCUAGCAAUAAUAAUUUAUUAUGUAAUAUUUAUAUUUAGGUAGGAAGAACUUGGAAUUAUUAUUAAUGGUAGUAUCUGAACAAGACUAUUAAGCGUAAUUAUUUAUACCGUACUACAUAAACUAUGUUAAAUAACAUACAAUAAUAUAACGAAUCCUAACUUACUCGAUUUAUAAUCAUCAUGACGUGAUCUAAAUCUUAAGUAUUUGUAUACAAAACAGUGUGGUUAUUCAUGUGUAAGUAUUUAAAUGUAUCGUAAAAAUGUUGUAGACUCGUGUUGUGUACUCAUUCCUCAAUUGCAAUUUUAUAAAAAUAACGUCGAGUUUGCUUUCCCCAUAAGUGUUUAACCACGAUUCUCGAUGAAUACUUAACGACUGUAGGAAUUAACACCCUGAAACUGCAAUUGAACAACGUCAGCUCACAAUAUCCUUAUACAUGCAUACAUGAAUACUUAUGUAUGUAUAUGUACUAUGCUAAAUAUACUAUCAGCUUAAACUGGUAUCAAAAGAAUUAUCUAAAAUACGAAAUUAAAUAAUGUUUACAUUCAUUCAGAAUCUCAAAAUCAUUCGUAGUGUUACCAGAUUUUAUAAACAGAAAAAUUAAUUACAACUUUAUACCACCAUCAAACACUCGAUAAAAUUGUCAGUUUACUAAACACAAUUAAUUCAUCACAAGUUAUACUAAAUUUGUACAAGUUUCAUUGAGUGUGUAAAAAUACACGGGUCGAUAAAAAUCAAAUUAUAUAUAGUUAGCUUAAUUUUAUUUGCUAAGAUUAGUCUGAUUUUUGCCAACUACAUGUAAAAUCAAACUAUAAACAACGUACGGGGACGUAAAUUUAUGUGUGCUUUUCUUUUAGAAGAAUAUGAAGGGAUUAUUUUAUUGACAACUCAUUUGCAAUAUUGCAUAAACGAUGUGUGCUCAGGCUUAAACAAAAUAUUAGUAUUCUUAUUAUUAUUAGCUAAUUAAUUACGUAUUGUUCACUAGUAUGUAGCAUAGAAGGGCUGUUACAAAGUUAUUAUUGAAAUUCACUUAUUUUUGUCCAAAAGUCACUCAAGGCGUUUAUGUGUUCAACCUAUUUUGUGUUGCAGCUAUAUGAAGCACAUAUAGCUUACGUAGCUAGUGGUAUUAUUGGAAGGAAAUGAUUAUAUUGACAGCUUUAUUUAUUUGUUACUUGAAAAUUCCCAGUGAUAAGUAAUAAUUUAUUGUUGCAUUAUAUACAAAGAACUACCUACUUAUAUACAAAUCCUCAUUAAACUGUACUGCCAUAUUGUUUUUAAACCGCAUAUAAUUGUGAAAAAGAAAGUAUUUUUAUUUGUAUUCGUUCUCAGAGACUGAUUUAAUACUCUGUUAAAUUUUAAGCUAUUUAUAAAAACUUUUCAUCAGAAAAAGCUAAACACAAAUGCUCACAGGGCCUGAUCGGAUUAUUUGGUUAAAAGCUAUUUUAACUGUAUUGCAAUUAAUACAUACAACUAGCUUUUAAUUUAAACAGUAAUUACUGUGGCACUUAUUGCUUACGGUGAGGUUACAAAGUUCAUUACCAAAGUUUAUUCAAAUUCAUCAUCGUAUGCAUAUGUAUGUGUGUAUUGUAUCUCUUACGUAGGUAUGUAUGCCCAGACCUACGACUGGGAAACUGUAGUAAGAAUUGAAACUAUAUACAAUGAAGAUAAGAAAUUUAUGUACACACUUUUACAUAAUAAAUUGAAUAGUUGUGUGGAAAAUAAAUGAGCCCAAACCAAAAAUUGAAAUGUAAAACCAGACUUUUAGAAAUAGCCAUAUAUUGCUAACUUAUAAAAUUAUAACCAUAAUGCGUUUUCCAAAUGAAUAAAUCAAAAAAGAAUUUUGAAGACAA